Molecule: messenger RNA, 1848 nt
Organism: Cololabis saira (Pacific saury)
Lineage: Eukaryota; Metazoa; Chordata; Actinopteri; Beloniformes; Belonidae
Product: oocyte zinc finger protein XlCOF6-like
Exons: 6
Coding region: 1-1848 (615 amino acids)
Biological process (GO): regulation of immune system process; regulation of cytokine production; negative regulation of transcription by RNA polymerase II
Source: RefSeq, a predicted model, not a curated record
AUGCUCGUGCAGCGGCGGCUCGCGGAGCUGCUGCGGGGCUUCGCGGUGACGUCAUCAGCGCAGAUCUGCGCCAGAGUGCGGCUGCGCGAGGACAACCACCUGCUGCAGGAGGAGCUGAUGGUGAUGAUGACGAGUCUCUGCAAACCUCUGAUGAAGGAGCUGAUGACGCUAGUGCUGCAGGGGGCGGGGCCAGAGGGACAGGGGGCGGAGCCUGAGGGGGAGGCCGAGGAGGGGGAGGAGCCAGAACAGCAGCAGAAAGACGUCGUCCCGGACGAGCCCCACCAGGACUCCGCCCCCCCUGCAGCCGACGCCCAGGUGGAGGUGACCCGUCCGUCAGGAGCUUCCUGUGACGACCAAUCACAGGCCACAGGAAGUGGGCGGGGCUUCAGCUCCCUGCUGGCUCACCAGCGUCUCCAUAGCAACGCCCGGUCGUCCUCGUGUCCCGUAUCCGACCGAGGAUCCAGCGGCCACCGCGUUCAGGUCCGCCGCGUCGCCACGCAUCGCUGCCGCCACUGUGGGCGGGGCUUCGGCGGCCACACCCACCUGCGGGCGCACCAGGCGGCCGGGCGACGCCCCCUCACCUGUUCCUCCUGCGGGGCGAGGCUAACGGCGGCCUGCGGCCUCAGGAAGCACCGGCAGGCGUGUCCCGCCUCCACCGGGGCCCGCGGGGAGGAGAACAUCUCUGAACACCGUAAGGUGCAGCGACAGAAAGAGCCCGGCUGCUUCACCUGCUCCACCUGCGGUAAAGCCUUCACCGCCAGGCGCAGCGUGCAGGUGCACCAGCUGACGGUGCACGGCGGGCGACGCCCAUUCACCUGCUCCAUCUGCCGGAAGUCGUUCAGCCAGCAGGGCGGCCUGCGGGCGCACCGGCGGACGCACGGCGGCGGCGAGGAGCGGCCGCCGCUGCACACCUGCGAUCAGUGCGGACGCUCCUUCUCCAGCAGCAGCAGCCUGCAGGUGCACGGGCGCGUCCACAGCGGCGAGAAGGCGUUCAGCUGCGACACCUGCGGCCGCAGCUUCAACGUGGCGUCCAACCUGCGGCGCCACCAGCUCAUCCACACGGGCCGCCGCCCGUUCAGCUGCAGCACCUGCGGACGCAGCUUCACCCAGGCCGCGCACCUGAAGGUGCACGCCGUCGUGCACACCGGCGAGUGGUCCUUCAUCUGCAAGGCGUGCGGGAAGGGCUUCCGCCAGCGCAGCGCGCUGCUGGUGCACGAGCGCCGGCACGCCAGCAUCCGCCCGUUCAUCUGCAGCGAGUGCCAGAAGAGUUUCUCCUCGUCCACGUCGCUGCGGCGCCACGAGCGCCUGCACCGCGAGCACAAGCGCCACGCCUGCCCCGAGUGCGGCAAGAGCUUCAGCUCGGCCGCCACGCUGCGCAAGCACCAGGAGACGCACGCCGGCGGCGGCGCCGCCUUCUGCUGCGACGUGUGCGGCCGGCGCUACAGCUCGCUGAGCUACCUGCGGACGCACCGCCGCCGCCACUCGGAGGGGGCGCCGUUCGCCUGCGGGCUCUGCGGGAAGGGCUUCUCCACGCAGGCCGGCGCGCGGCUGCACCAGCGCACGCACAGCGGGGAGAAGCCCUUCGUGUGCGAGGUGUGUGGGCGGAGCUUCAGCGUGGCGCAGAACCUGGUCCGGCACAAGCGCGUCCACAGCGGGGAGAAGCCGUUCGGCUGCGACGUCUGCGGGAGGAAGUUCAGCCAGAGCAGCAACCUGAAGGCUCAUCAGCUGGUCCACACCGGGGAGAAGCCCUUCGGCUGUGACGCCUGCAGCCGCACUUUCAGCUCCGGGAGGAGCCUGAGGGACCACCGGUGUGGGGGCGGAGCCAAGGGGGCGGGGCCUCCGCUGUGA